AUGACCAAAAUGUUAUCUAAUUUGGACAAACUGGUUUCUUGUGAUCGGCCGGCUGAUUGCAUUUUGUGGGUAGGACUGUUGGCAUUUCACCAGGCAUUAAUCAGUAACCCCCAAGAUGCUUUUGAGAUCUGGGUUUUUGCUUCUGUUCUGUAUAAUGGAAAAUGGGAGGAAGGUGUUAAAUUUGCAAGCGAACAUGCAAAAGAUCAAGGUAAUUUUGCUCUUGAGAUCUCUGGGUUUUCUGAGAUUGAAUCAGAUGAAGAACUUGCAGCAAAAGUUACUGAGUUGGCAUCUUUAGUUCGAGACUGUGUCAAUGGUUUGACUUUUAAUGAUACACACUCUUACAUGGCGUUUGUUUCAAAGAAAAUUGGGGAAGGUGUUGGUCAAAUUUUUGAUGUACUGGCGAAUUCUUUUGAAUCUUACGACAAAGGAAGAAAGAGUUUCAUGAUUGACUAUCACUUACUUGGAAAGGGAUAUAUACCUGAGACGAGAUUUGUUCUUGGCAAAAUUAUUUUGAAAACCAUUAGUGUUAGGCUUGUUGGAGGAGAGGGGGAGGUUGAUGAGGAGAAGAAAAUUAAGUCACUGUUGGACUCAGUUGAGGAAAGUUGCCACCCGAGGCCCUGUGAUUUGACAGAGAAUGAAUUUUUGAGCAAGAAAAAUAGAAAGCAUAGUCUAACAAUUCCUGACUCGGAAUCAAAUCUAGAGAGAACCAAAAAGCAGAAGUUAUCUGGGAAGGAACACAGGCUUUCUCAGCAGAAGCUAAAUAUGAACAAGCAGGACAAGUUCUCAAAAGAGGACAGCCACCAGAAAGGUAAGGAACUCCAGAAUUUGGUUGAGACUUGCCUAUUAGCUGAAGAAGAAACAAUGAUGACACAAGAAAACAUAUCAGAGAAGAAAGAUUGCCAUUCAUCAUUAAAGGAGGUGAUCUCUAAGAAGAUCAAUAGACAUAAGAACGUAGUUAAGGAGAAGAACAGCAGUCGGCCUCCACUCUCUAGUCUCUUCAGAUAG
This is a messenger RNA of Pistacia vera, 1005 nucleotides long. RefSeq lists its product as uncharacterized. The record is from RefSeq and is a predicted model, not a curated record. Bases 1 to 1005 code for a protein of 334 amino acids. NCBI's taxonomy places the organism in Eukaryota, Viridiplantae, Streptophyta, Magnoliopsida, Sapindales, Anacardiaceae. The transcript has 4 exons.